AGUAGUUUGCGCUCCCAGUCAUGAGGUUUCACUUCCUUGGUUGUUUUUCUCUGCUGAAUGGAUGAUGUCGUAUCAUAAAUGUAAGCUGAUGUUGAUGUUUGCUAUGUAGCGUGAUGCAAUGGACGAGAACAGUGGGACUCCUUCUGAAUCAGUAAUCCGCACUUCGUGGGAGAAUUUCGAAGAAGAGAUUGGCAAGAUUAACAACCACUGUCACGAAAUUUCCUUUAGUGUGAAGGAAGAAAAUCUUUCUGACAACAUUGCAUUAAUUAGCAAACCCAAAUCUCUUAGACAAUCCGGUAAUUCUUCACUUAAUGGUGAGGAGAGCCUCACAGGAACUGACUUUAAGGAGAAUUUAGAUGAAAAAUCGAAACAUUUGGAGACAUCGCCGAACGAGAUAAACACUGUACAACAAUUUGAUCUUGAACCUGUAGUUGAUUCCUCGAAUAGUAUUGAAACAAGCGAUCAGGGAUUAGAUAACGCGUUAGGAAAUCGCGAAUCUUCUCUAAUUUCGAAUACAGGUGAACUGUCUACCGAAAAACAUUUCAUUCAAUCAAACGAUUUAUCAGAGUGCCUGGCAGAUGGCAUUGCACUGAACGGAGAAAGUGAAUCAAGCUUUUCAGCUGUCGACGAACCGCCUACCGAAGAAAAGGCUAUUUCUUCAGCAAAAUGGACCACGUUUGAGGAUAGCCGUGAUAAAGAAUUGCGCACAGAUGGAGUUAAGAGCAAAUCUGAAGAGUUAUCGAUCGACGAAAAACAGCAAAAUUCGAAUAUAAACACACCCAGGACAACCCCGAAUAUGGCGGCUUUUGAUUCCCAAUCCGCAGUAACCACAAAUAUUAUCUCCAAUUUGCCUACUGUAACCGAACCUGGUACCUUUGAAGUUCUCGCUGCAUCAUUUAAUCACAAGAAAAUUGGAGAAGAUAUAGCUUCGAAUUCGAAUUCUCUAUCCACAAGCGCUAUGCGAUCAGCUGUUCCUAUUGUCGACCGAGCUUCACCGAACGAUAAUGGCGCCCUUCCCUUGUCUUCAAGCAGUUCACUAGAACCCCGACCAGGCGAUACCUCAGCUACAAAGCAUCACAAAGGGACUGAAUGGGUCAGUUUUGGCGAGGAAGGGAAUUCCGACGAAAACCAGCGGGGCAAAGCAAGUCUAAGUGGGAGCGAACGCGAACAUGGUAACUUAGAAACGGCGAAGCGUCCUUUCGAAAACGAUCUUCAGAAGGGCGAUUUAGCUGUUAAUGACACAAAAGAUACAUCACCUUCUACCGUUUUACGAGAAGAAAAGGAGUUGAAUGGAAAAAGUUCAAACGAAGCGGCUUCAGUUAUUCCUCCCGUAUCGUUUACCUCGGCCGAAUUGGAUUUACUUGCGAGUAAAUCGUGGAUUCAGUUUGAUGACUCCAGCAAAAGUAAGUCAGUACCGCAAUCAAACUCGUGCUUUGCUCAAACAUCGUCAGCUUCCCACCCGUGGGUCACGUUUGGUGAUUCCAACACCCCUGUAAGUCAGAAUUUAGACCCACUAGAAUUGGAUGUUAGCAGUAAAAGCCAAUUCAACGUUUCAACAUCACCAAGUCCAAAUCCAUUCACAUCUGUACCUCCUUCAUCAGCCAGCAAUCCUUUUAAGCCUGCUACGCCAAGCAUUGCAAAUCCAUUCCAGGCUGAUGCUACUGCAGUUGUUUCUUCAAGCCCUUAUUCUAUAUCCAAUCAAGGGCCGAUCUCUUCAUCAACACCUCUUACGGGCGUGAAAACACCAUCUGUUGCCAAGGGUAGUCUACAAGAGACUGGUUUACUACCCACAUGUACAGCUGAAUUGAACGUUCCCCAUGACGAGCUUACUCUCAGUAACUCAACACCAGUUGACAACAACCAGGCUGUGGUUGCUCAGGAUCAAGUUGAUGCAAGAUCUAAAGUACUAGUCAGUAAAACUCAGCAACCUUCCCAAGUUUGUGAGGAACCACUUCGUGAGGAGAAGUUAUUGACCACAAGUGGCUCAUGGUCUAUGCUUCUCCGCUUCCCUGAUAAGAAAAAGAAAAUUGGAUCUCGUGAGUGGAAACCAGUGGUUAUUAAGUUAGGGGGUACAACCUUACAAAUUUUUGAGGAGUAUGAAUUAUCAGCACCUUUCAGAGAGAUUCCCUUGCAAGCGUAUUUUGUGUUCACGACACCCAAGUUGCAGUCCUUUGAACGUGGAGCUAAAGUUCAUACAGUUAGGUUAGAGUAUGUUAAGUACACAGAAACCAGAAGGUUACGUCAUCGUGGCACUGUUGAACAUGUGGCACACGGAACACCCAUCAUUAAAGUGGCAUCUCCAAGUCACAAAGUUAUCAGAGAACUUCUUGAAUCUUUCAACAACUCUCUUCGCCUUCUUCCAUCUUACAGAGACAGAGGAAUAACAUACCGUCAAGAUGAAGUGUUUGUUGAUGUUGAAGAUGUUACGAAUGUACUUUUGUCUAGUGAUGGUACCAUUCUAAAGAAGAAUUCGAAAGUUUUAGUCAAGUUUCGUGCUUUUCUUACAGGAGAUCCCGAGUGCCAGUUAGUUUUGAAUGAUAUUGCUCUUAGAGAACGAGAAGAAGCUCGUCUGCGAUCCGAAGAAAAACCUCAAAGAGUUCAUCAUUGGAUGAAACUGAGUCACUGUGAUUUUCAUAAGUGCGUCAAUGUUACAACUUUUGACCAAUCACAUGCUAUUACAUUUCAUCCAUUAGAUGCAUGCACUUUUGAGCUCAUGCGAUUUCCAGUUGAUCAUCACAAGCCUUUACCUCUUCUCUUAAAGACCGUGUUGAAUAUUCAUAGUGAACAAAGAGUUGAACUCAAAGUAGAAAUCCAAGUCUGUCAGGAAGCAAAGUUGGCAAAGUACAUUCGAAACAAUGUGAUUUUCAGAUUUCCUAUCCCAGAAACUUGGGUACCUCUUUUUAGAACAACCAAGGCCUUGAGAGGUGAGAAGUCCAUUAAAUCCAGCAAGGGGAGCCGAGCUGCUGGAAUAAAGAGCAGAUUGAGGAACUCUAAGUGUUCAAUUGCUGUGUCUCUUGGGAAAGCAAAGUAUGAACCAGAAUAUGCAUCUGUGGUGUGGCGAAUCGAUCAACUGCCUUUUAUCCACAGCAGAAUUCCUGCGGAUGCACCUCAGACACUCACAUGUGUCCUAGAUCUGCCUCCUGGAAUGGAAUACCCGGAAAACUUCAAACCCACAGCAGAGCUGGAGUAUGAUGUGGCUUAUGUGCUGGUCUCAGAUACCACAAUUAUAGCUGUUAAAGUAUCUAAUCAAAAUAUCCCAGACAAAUGGGUCUGCUACAGAGCAUCGUACCAUUAUCAGGUUAACAUUGACAUUUCCAGACCAACAGCUGGUCCAGUCAGAGAUGUUGGGUGCACACAACAGUAGGAGAACAAGGAACAAGAAUGAAUUUCUCAAUGAUUAUUGGUCAGGUAAAAGACAUCUAAAGGAUGACACUGUGCCAGGAUGGAAGGUCAAAUCAUUGUUACUCUGGCCAUGGUUUGCAAUGAAUUGAUGAGUCUUACCUUUAAAUUUGAUAUUUUCUGUUGCUGCUACAAUUUUUUUUUUUUAAAGAAUACUUAAGGAAUGGCACCUCUUAAAGAAGCUGCAGGAAUAUCAUAUCAUAUUCAUUUUAACAUUUUUAAUUAGAGGAUUUGAGUUGAAAUAGAAUGAAACAUGGGCUCCAUGGCUCCUAUUGAUAGCAGAGCUUUACAUUCUGAUGGGACUACCCUGGUGUUGGGAUUGUUAUUUAUUUUUAAACAAAGGUGUCAAUCACAUUAAAAUUAUGGUAGUUUGCUAGCAUGGACAAACAUUAAAGAGGUGAAGAAGACUGAAAUGGAAUGAAAUGGUUAAAGAUGGAGAAAAAUACAGUGAAUGUCAACAUUGAACCCAAAGUAUCCAGUAGUUGUUGUUUUUUUUUUUAAUUUUUCUUUUUUUAGUGUGCAAACUGUGAUAUGGUUCUAGUAAGAAGCAGAUCUUGUUAUAAGCAGAGUUUAAUCCUGAACUGAGUUCAUAGGAUGUUCUUCAACAAUUAAAAAAAAAGCAUUUUGUUUUGUUUUCAAUUUCAAGAGAAAGGGAAUCCAUACUGAUGGUGACGUGAUUGUGGAGUUGAGAUUUUUAUUUUUGUUUUUUGGGAAACUCUUUACAUACUCCUGUCUGUGAGCCUUGUUUUUUGGCUUGAGUGUUGACAGCUGGUUUCUGUACAGGAAAAUCUUUCCAAUAUUGUCAUUUACAAUCCUGAAGAAACUGUCUUGUCAUCAAACGAAGUGGUUCCAAGUCAAGUGCUAAAUAUUGCAUGAGGUAUUGGGUUGCAAUUUUUCAGGCUAGGACAUCUAAAAUUUGUGCCUUAGAGCUUGUGGCUUGUAAACUGGCACAAGUAAUUAUCAGAAAAAAAAAAAAAA
Stylophora pistillata is the source of this 4377-nucleotide messenger RNA. RefSeq lists its product as uncharacterized. Gene Ontology annotation, cellular component: clathrin adaptor complex. Gene Ontology annotation, biological process: intracellular protein transport; endocytosis. The record is from RefSeq and is a predicted model, not a curated record. Lineage: Eukaryota; Metazoa; Cnidaria; Anthozoa; Scleractinia; Pocilloporidae.